Messenger RNA from Paramecium pentaurelia, 3065 nucleotides. Lineage: Eukaryota; Ciliophora; Oligohymenophorea; Peniculida; Parameciidae. The record is from the annotation of a GenBank genome assembly.
AUGAAUGAGUUAUUUAGGAAAUCAUUUUAGGCUUCAACUGUUGAUACUAGAGAAAGAUUGGCAACCAGAUAGAUUAAAUAGCAUUUAGAUACAUCCAUUCCAAAAUCCAUUCUUGAUCAAAAUGGAAUUGAAAGAUGGAUCAAUGAUAUAUUGAGAGAAACUUGUUUAAAUGAGAAAUAGAACAGUUUGAACAAAUUAGGUCUUGAUAAAAAUACUUUAAAGGUUGUAAAUGACUCUCUAAUUUUCAUUGUAGAGUGCCGGAGUUAAGGAUGAAGACGUUAGUAGACUUUAUCGAAGCAUGUUUGUUUAUACAGUGGGAUUUUAUGAAAUGCUUCAUGAAAUUCUUAGAAAUUUAUAGUUAACAGCAUCCAUUUGGAAAGUAUUUGGAAUAUUAUUAGAAUAUGUUGCUAAAGGAGAUUUUUAAUUUACAAUAAAUUAGAUAUAGUAAGAAACUUAAUAAAAAAUUGAAGAGCUCAAUGAAACACUAACUUAAAGAGAAACAAAAUUUAAGGUAAUAGAAAAAAAGACAUAAGAAGAAAUAUUACAAUUAUAGAAUAUGUUAUAAGAUAUAACGGAUUAGAAUAAUGUGUUAAAAUUACAAAGAGAAAAUGCUGAACUAGAUUUUCAAUAAUCUAAUACAGCAUUUGAAGAAGAAGUAGCUUUAAGAAUAAAAUUUGAAUAUAGAAUUAAUGAAAUUACAUCAAUUUAUAGAGAAUUAGCUUAAAACUAUUCAUAAUUAUGUGAGGAGUUAUCAGAAAUAAGAAUUUUGUAUGAUAAAACAAGUAAAGAUCUUAUGAAAUCUAACAAAUAAUUAUAAACUGUAAUUGAAGAAAAAGAUAUUAGAGACAAUGAAAUUAAUCAUCUUAAAUAAACAAUAGAGAAUUAAAAAAGAUAAUUGGAUGAAAAGGAAAAUAAAAUUCUAAUAUAUGAAUUAAAAAUAAAUAAAUUAACAAAGAGUUCUGUUAAUGAUUAAAGUAUUUCAAUGAAUUAUGAACAUUAAUUUAAUUAAUUAUGUAUGCAAUUUUCAAAGUAUAAAGAGGAAAAUAUAUUAAAGUAAUUUAUUUUCUUAAUUAAAUUAUAGAUUAUAAGAAUUAGAAAAAUAUUAAAGAAAUUAUUAAGAUGUUUUAGAUUUAAAUAAAAAGUUAACAAAUGAGAAUUAAUUAAUAAAAUAAGAAAAAUUUUAAUUAUAAACAGAAAAUAAUAAAUAUAAAAUUACAGUUGAUUCAUUUGGAUAAUUGGAAUAAGGUUAUAGAUCUAGUAUAUUGUAAUUAUAAUAAGAAAACAGAGAAAUAAUUGAAGAACAUGAUAAUGAAAUUAAGAAAUUUUAAAAAAUAUAAGUAGAACAUUCAUUUGGUAUGUAAAGAAUAUAGGUUUAAUAAAAUGAAAUAUUGGCAUUAAAUCAAAAUAUUUAAUAAAUGAAAAUUGCCAAAAUUCAUUUAGAUGAGUUAUUUAUUAAAGAGAAGGCACGAGUAUAGUUAUUAUAAAAUAGUUUAGAAGGAAAAGAAGAAACUAUUUUAGAUUUAGAAAAAUGUUUAAGUUUUAGUUAAUAAAGAUUACAUACUUUGACAAUGGAAAUGAAUGAAUAGGAAAAUAAAUUAAGAUUAAAUUAAUAGGAUUUUACAGCAGCUGAAAUAUCUUAUAAGAAAAAAAUUGAAUAAUUAUUAGAAACCAUAGACACAUAAAGACAUGAAUUGAUUAAUGAAAGAGAUAAACUUGAAGCUCUUUAAAAUUAAUUUGAAUCUUAAAGAAAAGAAUUAGCAGAGAUUAAAUCUUUGUAUAAAGAUUAAGUUUUUGUGAACAAUAAUUUAGUUACUAAAUAAAUAUUUUCAGAUCGUAUUAUCAAUAAUGAUAAUUAAAGAAUAGGUGAAUAUAUUAAUGAAAUUACUGAUAUAAAAGUUAAAUAUGAUGAAUCUUAAAGAAUAUAUAGACAACUUGAAAUUAAAUUUAAUGAAUAAUAAAAAUUAAUGGAUAAAGAUAAGUCUUUUUUAGUUGAUAGAUAUGUAGGUAAAAUAAACAAUUAUAAAAUUAUGUAAAAAGAGUUGGUUUCUAAGAUGAAACUUGAAGAUGCUUUAAGUUAAUGGGAUAGAACUAAUUAAAAACUAAUUAAAUUAGAUUAAUCAUAUAAAAAUCUUUAUGAAUAAGUCAAAUCACUUCAGAAUUUAAAUUAAUAAUAAGAUAAAGAAAUUUUAGGAUUAAAUAAUAAAUUAAAAGAUCAAUUAAACUUAAUUAAAAAACUGACAACAGAUUAUAAUAAGAGUACUAAUAAUUUAAAGAUAAUAAAAUUUAAAUAAUUGAUAUAUUGUGUAAGUCUUAAGGAAGUGAAUUAAUAACUCAAAUAAUAAACAGAUAAUUUACUAUAAAUCUAAAAUAAUAAUAAAGAAUUAAAUAAUGAAUUAGCUAAUUUAAAGGAAGAAAAUCUUAAAUAAAAAUAACUAAUAAGAAGAUAUAGAUUAUCUGCUUAGGGUUAAUAAUAACAAAGUCAAGUUCAAAUAGAGGAUUAGGAUUCUACAAAUGAUCUUUAAAAUUAAUAAAAUAAUAAAUAAAUUAAUAAGUCUGAACAUUUAAAAUCAGAAAAAUCAUAAGAUGAUUAAUCAAUAUCUAUAAAUAAUUCAAUUUUACUUUAAAAUCAAACAAAAUAAUUAAAAAAAUCUAAAUUUUAAAUUGAAGUUGAAUAAAUAGAAUAGAAUUUAUCAAAAAAAAAAUAAGAAGAUAAUUCAUUAAAAUUAGAAUAAUUAUCAUAAACUAUAGAUAUAAAAUAAUCCUAAAUUGAAAAUAAUUCUUAAUUUUAACCAUAAAAAUUAAAUAGUCUUUAAAUAAAAGAUGAACUACUUAAUAUUGAUGACAAUCAAUUUUCUAUUGAUAAUGAUAAACAUUAAUAAACUCCUUUUAUUAAAUCUCGUAGUAUUAGUGUAAGUUAAGGAAGUAAAAGUUAGAGAAGUAACAAAUCAUAAUAAAUGGAUUUUGUAGUUAGAGUUAAGAAAAAUACUUUGAUAUAAAAUGCAAAGAUGAAUUCAAAAUAAUUUGGUCGAUUAUUUUAAAUUACUAGAGAUCAUUAUCAAUCUUGA